Molecule: messenger RNA, 1172 nt
Organism: Sorghum bicolor (sorghum)
Lineage: Eukaryota; Viridiplantae; Streptophyta; Magnoliopsida; Poales; Poaceae
Product: probable high-affinity nitrate transporter-activating protein 2.2
Exons: 2
Coding region: 115-840 (241 amino acids)
Biological process (GO): nitrate transmembrane transport; response to nitrate
Cellular component (GO): plasma membrane
Molecular function (GO): nitrate transmembrane transporter activity
Source: RefSeq, a predicted model, not a curated record
UCCAUUUAUUUUUGAGACCUCGUCUUCUCACCCUCGCAGUUCUCACACUCACACACGGCUCAUCUCGUCUUCACAGCGGCCUCAGCUGCGUAGUACAGCGCUACACCGCCUGGCAUGAUGGCUCGUUCUGGGGCGGCUUUGCCGCUGCCGCUGGUGGUGGUGGUGGUCGUGGUCGGCGCGUGCUGCGGGAGCGUGAGGCCGGCGGCGGCGGCGGCGGCGCGCCUCUCCGCGCUCGGCAGGACACUCGUCGUCGAGGCGUCGCCAGAGGCCGGCCAAGGGUUCUGCAGAUUUGAUGUGAUGGACAAACUCAAACAUGUCACGCUGCGUCAUUCCUGUCAAAAAUUCACAGUCCUGCACGCCGGCGAGGACACGAUCACCGUGACAUGGCGUCUGAACGCGUCGGCGCCGGCCGGCGCGGACGCCGGGUACAAGGCGGUGAAGGUGACCCUCUGCUACGCGCCGGCGAGCCAGGAGGACCGCGGGUGGCGCAAGGCCAACGACGACCUGAGCAAGGACAAGGCGUGCCAGUUCGAGAUCGCCCAGCCGCAGCCGUACGCGUACGCCGCCGCCGCCGGCCCGGGCACGGGCGCGGGCACGACGCUCCGGUACAGGGUGGCCCGCGACGUCCCCACCGCGUCCUACCACGUGCGCGCCUACGCCCUGGACGCGUCCGGGGCGCCCGUGGGCUACGGCCAGACCGCGCCCGCCUACUACUUCCGCGUCGCGGGCGUCACGGGCAUCCACGCGUCCCUCCGCGUCGCCGCCGCCGUGCUCUCCGCGCUCUCCGUCGCCGCGCUCGCCUUCUUCGCCGUCGUCGAGAAGAGGAGGAAGGACGAGUGAGCGCCGACCACGGGGUAUCAGGCAGCCGCCACCGUGUCCGUGCGAGCGCUGUUGGUGGACCAGGACGUCGUGCUGCGGUGCAGUUGUAACACGAGGACGUAGUAAAAAUGGCUCGGAAGUGACACUGUAAUAAGCAAACCUCACAAGGUUAAGACGCACUGGUCCAUCUCACAAACAUGAAACAUCAGGUCCAGAUGAGAUGAACUCGAUCAACAAAGCACAAUGCGGCUAGUGACACGUCGAGUAGCGAGCUGUUCGACGCUGUCAUCCCCUUCCAAUACGGCCUCCCGAACCGGUCGCCGCCGCAGGGACAAGUAAUCUUUUAUUCUUUU